Oncorhynchus keta (chum salmon) is the source of this 5853-nucleotide messenger RNA. Its product is annotated as TOX high mobility group box family member 4-B-like. NCBI's taxonomy places the organism in Eukaryota, Metazoa, Chordata, Actinopteri, Salmoniformes, Salmonidae. Gene Ontology annotation, biological process: regulation of transcription by RNA polymerase II. Gene Ontology annotation, molecular function: chromatin DNA binding. Gene Ontology annotation, cellular component: nucleus. The transcript is spliced from 9 exons. The coding region runs from base 1329 to 3317 and encodes 662 amino acids. The record is from RefSeq and is a predicted model, not a curated record.
AGUGGGGAAUCACUUGUGUGGUCGGCAUAUCCAACCCUGUACAGGUUGGAUCGCACAAGUGUCAAAAAUAUUUGGUUUUCAAACACAACAAUGAAUACACGCUCAGAAAGCCUGACAUCAUUCAGACCUAGCAAGCUAACUAGCUAUUAGCCAACUCUUUCCUAGUUUGUCAGCAUUGAGUAGAGAGCUUUAACCUCUGCUUUCUGAAAGUCCCUGAAGAUUGAGAUUAACUAACUACCUUAUAUGAUCUUUGUGAGAAAGCUUGCUAGUAAACAGCAAGAAGGUGACAACAGGGAAACAAUUUCCUCUGCCACUCUAUUCGAGUUGUCUCUAAGAUUAACGCGUGGCAAUUGCUGUUUUUCUAUGUUAUUAUUGACACUGGGAUUUUCCAAAGAUGUGUAAGGCAGUCAGUAGUGGUUGUUGUAACAUUUCUUUUAGGUUUUGUCCAGAGAAUAAACGGUUAAAGCCUUUAAUUUGGCGUGGUCUUUACUAGGCCAUUGGGAUAAACCAUUUGAGAAAAGUGGGAGGGAGUGAAAGUCCAUGUUGGAUAUCAGAUGUUUAUUUAAUUCAAUAAUAUAUUGGUUUGUUUGUCAUAAUUGAGUCAUAUGUGCAUUUUUUUUAAAGUACAUCGAUUGUUACAUGAUGACAAACCGCUUUGAAAUAAACUGUUUGUAAGCAAAAUUCCGAUAUCCUAGACACCCUCCAUUCCCAAACUGAAUCCCGCCCCCAAGAUUAUGGCGAUUCAAUUCCAAAUCCACAAUUCUGGUUCCAUUGAUCAGCCUUGCUCGAACGCAGAGCAGCGGUGAGAAAGAACCGGACGAGCUAAAUUCUUAAAUGCAUCAAGACAAGUCAAACUACGGUCAUUUGCGGGAUUCCAUAUAUCGUAUAAUAUGCCUUAUGCUAGCUUGUGAGGUUAAGAUAGUUUGAGUUUGUUCUAGUGUAGUAAUUUAGGUGUAUAAAUAUAGCUAGCACAGGAUUCGGUACCACCGCCUUGCGUCAGCAUAGUAGGAAAGCCACGCUAGCUAGUAACUAGACGGGUUAUUUUUGGUAUGAGUGACCGAGCUCUGGCGUGCACUGAGAGAAUUAUUUCGCCAUAUGCAUAGCAAACGUCCGCUUCGUUUUAUACCUUGAAGUCGCUAUGAAUCAUGCAUAUUUCAUGACAGAAAUCUGAAGUCUGGGAUGUAGCCAUUUUUGAUUUAUUCUUCAUUGUUUGUACAUUUCGUGAUACUAAAACAGUCAGUGAGUGGUACAGUAGUUUUCGUUUAUAGAUUUGUUCCGCACUUCAUCCAAUUGCAUUGUUUGAAUGUCAUACGAGGCGCCCUUAGAAAAUGGACCUGAAUUUUUACUCUGAUCUAAUGGAUGGGACUGGGCAACACGGAGAUCCAGAAUUCCUGGACCCGGGGUCUUUCAAUGGAUUUGACAAUAAGUUCCCUGGAGGCAGUGACAACUUCCUGACCAUCAGCGGGGCAAGCCAUCCGUUCCUCUCCUCCUCUGAGACAUUCCACACCCCCAGCCUGGGCGAUGAGGAGUUUGAGAUCCCCCCCAUCUCCCUGGAUCCGGACCAGGCCCUCACUGUAUCUGAUGUAGUGGCCCACUUCGGAGAGCUCUCGGACGGGGAGCGCGGUGGCCUGUCCACCCCCGGGAAUGCGGUGGUGGGGGGAGACGACCCGUCCUUCGCCAUGACCUUUGUCAACCCACAUUCGGGGUCACAGGGGCUAGAACACCAUCUUAGUCUGGGGGUCAUCAGUCAACCUGGUGGAGGAGGGGCCAUGCUGGGGUCUGCUCUGGGGAUGGAUCUGGGACACCCCAUUGGUUCCCAGUUCAGCAGCUCCUCCCCAAUGACCAUAGAUGUCCCGCUGAAUGACAUGGGCCACGGCCUGUUGGGCCACAAUCAGCUGACCACCAUGGACCAAUCAGAGUUCAGCUCACAGCUGGGGCUCAGCCUGGGGGGCGGGGCCAUCCUGGCGUGCUCGCAGUCGCCUGACCAACCACUAUCGGCCGCUGCUUCACCCGUUGGUUCACUACAGGAUGACGACAUGGACGACUUCAGACGGCAGAGCGUGUUGGUGGAGUCCCCUGUCUCUCUCGGCGUCAUCUCCCUCGAUCCCUCUCUCUCCGAUUCCCCCAUACCUUCCUCCGCUCCGUCUUUCAGCACCCCUCCUACCCUCGUCCGGAGAGGGGGAGCGGUCGGAGGAGGGAAGAAAGGGAAGAGGAGGAAAGACCCCAACGAGCCCCAGAAGCCAGUAUCGGCCUACGCUCUAUUCUUCAGGGACACACAGGCAGCCAUUAAGGGACAGAACCCUAACGCCACCUUCGGAGAGGUGUCCAAGAUAGUGGCCUCCAUGUGGGAAAGUUUGGGGGAGGAGCAGAAACAGGUCUACAAGAGGAAGACAGAGGCAGCUAAGACAGGGGAUCUCAAGGCUCUGGCAGCCUACAGCGAUAAUCAACUUCCUGAGCCAACCAUAGAGCUUCUGGACACUGCUCUGUCACCUCCCUCUCCUCCUUCCCCCACCCUUCUCGCCACCCCCGUCGCCCACCAUCCCCGCUCCACUCGUUCCUCCACCCCCCACCUGGCCCCCGAGGAGAACACCAUUACCAACAUCUGCACCUCCAACAUCAUCCUAACAGGUGGAGAUCUCCCUCAAGUCACCACCCGUUCCCGUACAGGGGCGCACAAACCGCCCGCCCCGGCCCCCAGCCCCCCCACCGUCACCAAAAUCAUCAUCAAGCAACAGAAGUCUCCCUCAGGGGUGACGGUGGUGUCCAGUAGUGCGGUAUUGUCGUCCCGUCAACCACCGCCACUCCAACAGAUGCAGAACACCCCUCCUCCCCCCCGUCUCCAGCAGAUGGUACAUGCCCAGGCCCCUCCGCCACUGCAGGCCAAACCAAGAGGCGUGGGUGCCGGUGGUGCCACAGCACCACCCCCCCUGCAGAUCAAGAUGGUCCAUCCCUCAGAUUUGGACUCUCCAAUUAUCGUGACUGCUGCAGGUGGUUUAGCUGCGGCGGGUGGGUUCAAUCCGAACUCGGGGAAGGUGGUACAGUCCUCUGCCAUAGUAAUGGCCUGUUCAACGGAGGCUGAGGACGGGGCUGAAGGAGAGGAAGGGAUGCAGGUAGAGUUGAAUGUGUCUUCAGGGCCAGUUGUGAUCCAGGCCUCCAGCCCUAACCUGUGUGUCAGAGCCGGCUGCACCAACCCAGCUGUCGAGAACAAGGACUGGGACAGGGAGUACUGCAGCAACGAGUGUGUGGCCACACACUGCAGGGAUGUCUUCAUGGCCUGGUGUGCGAUCCGAGGGCAGAAGUCCACCUCCGUCACGUAAGGAAUGGACAGAAGACAGGAGUGAGAGAAGAUUAUCAUGAUAUAGACAUGAUAGAGGGAGGACUAGGAAGGAGAGAAGAGGAGUGUGGACUGAACAAUGGACAUGGUGGAGGAAGGAGAGAAAGGAGAAUAGAUUUGGCUUUUAUUCACAGCAGACUUUGUCCUCUUAAGAAGAAUCAAGUGGAAGACCAAUACUCCUGUGAUGUUAAAUUAUGAAGUUUAAAUAAUGAGAGUAUUUUAUAUGAAAUGUUUUUAAUCAUUUUAAGAUGUUGGUGAAAAGUAAUAUAACGCUGCAGGGUACUAUUGGGAUGUCUUGCAUUUCAUAGCUUGGAUGUUAGAGUUGGAUAAAGGGUAAGAUCAGGAGUUUCUUUUUCCUGAUCACGUGACACAAGGAAAAACUUAGCCAAGAUGACCAUAUUCUUCUUGGCUAGGUCACGUGAUCAGGAGAAACUCCUGUCCCUAUCCAUCAGCCAAUGAGAAGGCAUGUUUAUUUCACGUGUGCGUCCUCUCGUCCGACUUCCGUUGAAACGGAGAUCACGGUAUCAAUGUUGUCCAUGUUAUCAAUGUUGCCUGUGACUUAAAAUCAGUCUCACCCUCAGCCCUAGUGGGAAAUUCCCUUCAGUCUAAUCGUUUAGACCAUUGGUUUCCCAUGCAGACCUGGUUUCAGAUCCCACCGUGACAUACAAACCUCUGGGCUGCGUUCAGGAGUGUGAAAAAUUCUGAACGUUGCUGAUAGACAGGCCAUGUAUAGAAUUGACAUGAUUCCUUUCUCUAGAACAUGACAGAGAAGCAUGUCUGUUUACAUGUUGUAUUUCUAUCAGAACGGUUGUUACACACUGAACAUGAUUGCCAUUGAAUGGGAAGGUUUCACGUAUGCAUUUUACAAACAUUCAGGAUUACAGUUUGUUUUUGAAAAACCAUCAUGUUGGUGAAAUAAAAUUGUAGGAAAAACAUAUUUGAAAGAAAAUACAUAGUCAUUUAAGUAACGCACAAAACGACACUAAACCACCUUUUAUUUUGACACUACAUGACCAAAAGCAUGUGGACACCUGCUCGUCGAACAUCUCAUUCCAAAAUCAUGUGCAUUAAUAUGGAGGUGGUCCUCCCCCCUUCGCUGCUAAUGUGGGAACAUGGCUGCGGGGCCUUGCUUCUAUUCAGCCACAAGCGCAUUAGUGAGGUUGAGCGCUGAUGUUCGGCGAUUAGGCCUGGCUUGCAGUUGUCGUUCAAAUUCCUCCCAAAGGUGUUCGUUGGGGUUGAGGUCAGGGCAAUGUGCAGGCCAGUCAUGUUCUUGCAUACCGAUCUCAACAAACCAUUUCUGUAUGGACCUCGCUUUGUGCAUGGGGGUCUUGUCAUUCUGAAACAGGAAAGGGACUUCCCCAAACUGUUGCCAUAAAGUUGGAAGCACAGAAUCUUCUAGAACGUCACUAUGCUGUAGUGUUAAGAUUUCCCUUCACUGGAACUAAGGGGCCUAGCCCGAAUCAUGAUAAACAGCCCCAGACCAUUAUUCCUCAUCCACCAAACUUUACAGUUGGCACUGUAUUCGGCCAGGUAGUGUUCUCCUGGCAUCCACCAAACCCAGAUUCAUCUGUCAGACUGCCAGGUGAAGCAUGAUCCAUCAUUCCAGAGAAAGUGUUUCCACUGCACCAGAGUGCAAUGGUGGCAAGCUUUCCACCACUCCAGUCAACGCUUGGCAUUGCGCUUGGUGAUCUUAGGCUUGUGUGCGGCUGCUCGGCCUUGGAAACCCAUUUCAUGAAUCUCCCGACAAACAGUAAUGUGCUGACGUUGCUUCCAUUUACAUUACAUUUACAUUUAAGUCAUUUAGCAGACGCUCUUAUCCAGAGCGACUUACAAAUUGCCGCUUCCAGCGGCUGUUUGGGACUUGGUAGUGAGUGUUGCAACCGAGGACAUAUGAUUUUUACACGUUACAUGCUUCAGCACUCUGGGGUCCCGUUCUGUGAGCUUGUGUGGCCUACCACUUCGCGGCUGAGUAGUUGUUGUUCCUAUACGUUUCCACUUCACGAUAACAGCACUUACAGUUGACCAGGGCAGCUCUAGCAGGGCAAAAAUUUGACUUACUGACUUGUUGGAAAGGUGGCAUCCUAUGACGGUGCCAUGUUUGAAAGUCACUGAGCUCUUCAGUAAGGCCAUUCUACUGCCAAUGUUUGUUUAUAGAGAUUGCAUGGCUGUCAGCAUUGGGUGUGGCUGAAAUAGCCAAACCCAGUAAUUGUGAAGUGGUGUCCACAUACUUUUGUAGGUAUAUAUGGUGUGUUUCUGGAGAGGAAAGGGAGAAUAAAUAUUUUUUAAAUGUUUUAGUGUCUCGGAGUAGGAAUGCUGAUUUCGGAUCAGGUCCCCCCCCCCAUAUGUGAUCGUGUUAAUUUGGAUCUAAAAGGCUGAACUAAUCCUAGAUCAGCACUUCUACUCAGAUGCUUUAUGAAGACGGCAAAUAAAGAAAUUAGUAUUUUAACCAUUGAAAUGUAAUUACGAGAAAGGACAUCCCCAUUCACUAGUAACAAUAAAGGGAAUUCUCAUUUAAUAUA